Molecule: messenger RNA, 516 nt
Organism: Staurois parvus
Lineage: Eukaryota; Metazoa; Chordata; Amphibia; Anura; Ranidae
Source: the annotation of a GenBank genome assembly
GCCUCCCCAUUGCUGCUGCCAGGCCCCGUAAUCUGCCGUGGGCCCCUGUACCGCCUCUUCUCAUGCUGCUGCCUAGGCCCCUAAUCUGCCAUUGGGCCCCUGUACCGCCUCCGUCAUGCUGCUGCCAGGCCCCUAAUUCUGCCAUGGGCCCCCUGUACCGCCUCCUCAUGCUGCUGCCGCCAAGGUCCAGAGUAGAUCUCAUGGGUCCCUGUACGGCCUCCCUAUUGCUGCUGUCUCCAUCGCCAACACUCUGCCAUGUGCCACUUUCAGGUCUCCUCACACUGCUGGUGAUGUUCCAUUUUGUCAUAGAGUGCUGUACGGCCUCCCAUUGCUGCUGUCUCCAUCGCCACACUCUGCCAUGUGCCACUUUCAGGUCUCCUCACACUGCUGGUGGGUUCCAUUUUUGUCAUAGGAUGCUGUAUGGCUCUCCCAUUGCUGCUGCUCGAAGUCCACUGCCACACUGUGGCUCGACACACUACUGGUUUUGGCCACGUGACUGCCCAAAUGAGUGAGAUU